Messenger RNA from Aspergillus calidoustus, 771 nucleotides. NCBI's taxonomy places the organism in Eukaryota, Fungi, Ascomycota, Eurotiomycetes, Eurotiales, Aspergillaceae. The record is from the annotation of a GenBank genome assembly.
AUGCAGGCGACAGACGCGACCCGCCGCGACAAUGGGGAUCAAGGCUUUAGUGGGCAAGAGACUCAUCGACACCGGUCGUGGGUCUUUCCGUUUGAGCUUGAGCAGAGAGUAAGAAGGUGGAUGAUGAACGAGAACAUCGCGCAUAACUUGAUCGGCAAUCUUCAACCUGUUUGGGAAAUCAUCACGAGCCCGCGUCUCCAUGAACUCGACGAGCUGGAGACAUAUCUUACCAGAAUACGUUUUGAUGAACAAGGACAUGCUGAGCGUUUCGCGCCUCUCCCGGUCACCGUCGCGACAUAUCUGAUUGAGGUUAUGCUUGGCGGCUCGUGGGUUCAAACAAGCCUGGAAAAGGAUAUGGAAGUAAAAGGGCCCGAGGAACUUCAAAGAUACAAGAUCCGAACCGUUAGAGAUACUUUCUUGUGGCUUGGUGAUCUUGUAGACGCGCCGGGCACCUGGGCUUGGAUGUUGCUGCCUCCCUCGGACGUGGCGAAGGAAAGAGAGAUAAGAAAGAGCCUAAAAUGGCUGCAGCACGAGGACACGAAGCGCUUCUACCGCAAGGCGUCACCAAAAACGACAUUAAACGCGGAGGAUCUGGCGAACCUAGAGGGGCUGUGGAGAAUGUUCGAGGAGAAGAAGGACAAGCAUCGGGCAAUUCGGUACGCUUUUUUUCUCGCGCGGCUGGAGGCGAUGGGCAGCUGGGGAGAAAAGGGAAAAUGGGAGUCGCAAGGAUGGCCUAAAUACUAUAACCAGGUUAUCAAAGGCCUGUUCUAG